UUCACGUUUUACUCUGAACAAAUGGAUACCUUGCUGUGCCAGUGGACAUCUAGCCGUCACAGUCGACUUGUACAUCACCAAGAUACUUGUUGCAAUGGUACGCUGGGAUACGCGCGAAGUGACCCGCACGUGACAUGUUCUGAUAUGCGGUGUUGUAACACAAGUGAGACUGUAGCUGUAUACCCAAUCAAUGAUGUACUGGGAUUUCGUUUUCGCUGUGUGCCAAGAGUUUUCUUUCGACAUAACUGUUAUGAGGCAGGAAAAAAUGUAAGAACUAGCGAAGAAGAACAUGAUUACACACCUCGUAUAUGCUGUGAUGGAGCCAAAUUCAUCGUGGACAUCAAUAAAUUCCAUGCCGCCAUGACGAUACGCUGCGUGGCUAGGUGACGUUAUCAAAUGUAAAUAUACAAUGGGGAUUGCUAAAUUCCUCUGAAUAUAUUCUCUUACUCUAUCGUGGCCUCACUCUUCCCAUUAUGUCCAUGUCCGAAACCAUCAGAUCACAUCUUCAAUAUCAACGGAUAUUCAGGACCACGCUAAAUAAUAAAGAAAUGUUAACACUGAUACAAAGAAAUGAUUCAUUUAAUGCUGGGAUGUGCCUUUCCACUUAACGUGAAAUAAAACAUAUAUAAAUAUAUGAGGAUGUUGUUUAAAAGAAAAUGAUAGAAAAAACUUCUAACGGUUAAAUGUUUGCAUUGUAAACCUUAGGCAUUUUAUGUGAGAUUUAGCAGUAAACAACUGAUCUCUUAUCUGAUAUAAUAUAUCAGUUAAGGUGUAUCUUAAAUAUAAAUGUUUGCGCGUUUGACAUGGGUGUGUGUGUUAAAAAGCUCGCUUUUAUAUGUAGUAAAAAAAACGAUGGUAUAUUUAUGAGCUAACACUGUGUGUUAGCAUGAGCUUGACUGAACACGAACCCAGAUCAAACAUUUAAAUAAAAUUCUAACAAACUCGUUACACUGAACAGUAUAAGAAAGAAAAUAUUUUUUAGUUUGGCUUUCAAAAGUAUCUAAAAUCGAGUGACCAAAAGAAACAAAUAUCGAAAAGGAAAGAAAGAAAGAAAGGAACCAAUUGGCAAUACUCCGAUAAAAACGUCUUUGUCCAAAUAUCUUUACGCGUACUUAAAUAUUAACUGUUGAAUGUUUAAUGUAUGGUGUACGGUAAAACAUACAGAACAGUGAGCUUAUAUGUUGUGUAUUAAUUGCUAUUAAUAUUUGUUUAAUGUUCUCUGAAGGACUAAAUAUGGAGUAACAAUAUCAUGAAAAUUGGUAUAUGUGUUACCAAUAAAUAACGGAUUACCAAUCAUACUUAAAGAAAACUAAAAAAGGCUAUUUAAAUAAGAACCUAAACUUUUUUCCAUGCUAUAUCUUUGAUAUGACAAAAAACAAAAUGCAUCCGGGACAGGUUCUAAUUUAUAAAUUGGAAAUUACAAACACGAUUAGUUUUAUUUGAAUUUUAUUUUCACUUUCCCCAGAAGAAACCGUUCAUAUACUAAAGCUUCCCAACAAUACAUGCACUUUAACUGGUUGUUUUCUGCUGAAAGUUACUUCAUUUAUAUAUGAAAAAAAAGCAACGGUAUGAAAAAAAAAAUAACCAGCGCUUCUGUAAGAGUUGUGACACAGAAGCAGUAUGUUCGGAAACUAAUACGAGUGAAAAAAUUUCUUUCAAAAUAUUGUGAAAACUAUUUAAAAAGGAAAGGGUUAUAUAUCAUGAUGGUAACACUGUGACGAUGGCUGAUAUGAAUAGCGUGAACACGAUAGUGAGUGCGCUAACAGUGGGAAAAGGGGAGACAGACAUUGUAAAAUAAUGAUAAAAUAAAAAAAAUGAAAUGUA
Molecule: messenger RNA, 1824 nt
Organism: Octopus sinensis (East Asian common octopus)
Lineage: Eukaryota; Metazoa; Mollusca; Cephalopoda; Octopoda; Octopodidae
Exons: 3
Coding region: 22-387 (121 amino acids)
Source: RefSeq, a predicted model, not a curated record